Messenger RNA from Laccaria bicolor S238N-H82, 1656 nucleotides. It is a transcript of the gene LbNoxA, whose product is annotated as NADPH oxidase A. The record is from RefSeq and is a predicted model, not a curated record. NCBI's taxonomy places the organism in Eukaryota, Fungi, Basidiomycota, Agaricomycetes, Agaricales, Hydnangiaceae. Gene Ontology annotation, molecular function: superoxide-generating NAD(P)H oxidase activity. Gene Ontology annotation, biological process: superoxide anion generation; defense response. Gene Ontology annotation, cellular component: plasma membrane; NADPH oxidase complex. The transcript has 10 exons. The coding region runs from base 1 to 1656 and encodes 551 amino acids.
AUGGGUGAAAGCUGGUUCCGUAGGGAAUUUAUGGUCCCACGCCGACUUGCGUUCAACGUCCUCUUUUAUGGCGCUCAUCUGUCGCUCUUCAUAUAUGGAUGGUAUAGUCAGGCAACAAACCAGAGAUUGGCUGGUCUUAACUCACUGAAAUACUCUGUUUGGACAUCUCGCGGCGCUGGCCUUGUUCUUGCAUUCGAUGGCGGCCUCAUUCUUCUUCCAAUGCUUCGCAACAUUAUUCGAAUUAUUCGUCCCAAGUUAACGUGGGCAUUUCCCGCCGACGAAAACAUCUGGUUCCAUCGUCAAGUCGCGUAUUCCCUGGCUUUCUGGGCUAUGGUUCAUACUACCGCUCAUUAUGUCAAUUUCAUCAACGUUGAACGUACUCAGAUUCGCAAGCAAACCGCACUCCAGAUCCAUUACACCCAGCCGGGUGGUAUUACUGGGCACUUUAUGCUUCUGAUCAUGGUUCUCAUGUAUUCGACUGCACAUCAAAAGAUCCGUCAGCAAUGCUUUGAAGCUUUCUGGUAUACCCAUCACCUUGCAUUUUUCUUUAUGCUUGGCCUAUACACGCACGCGACAGGAUGCUUCGUUCGCGACACCGUCGACCCAGAUUACAUCCCAACUUUCCCAUUCUAUAGCACAGAACAUUGUCUUGGAUACCUUAGUUGGCGGUUCAUCAUAUGGCCUGGUAUUAUCUAUUUUGGAGAGAGGGUCUGGAGAGAGAUACGUGCACGGCGAGCGACACGCUUAUCUAAAGUUCUUGUUCAUCCUAGCGGCGCCAUGGAAUUGCGUAUCAUCAAACCCAGCUUCAAAUAUACAGCUGGUCAAUGGCUUUUCAUUCAGAUCCCAGAACUGUCCCGUUUCCAGUGGCAUCCGUUUACUAUCACAUCAGCGCCUGAAGAUCCCUACGUUUCUAUCCAUAUCCGCCAAGUUGGUGAUUUCACUCGAGGUCUGGGAGACCGCCUGGGUGUUGGACCGUCCGAUAAAAUGUCAGGCAUGUCUCGAGGUGACUACGUGGAAUUGGAUCCAGCUGGCUCUUCAAUUGCUCUUCCAUCCGUUCGCAUUGAUGGUCCCUAUGGUGCUCCAGCGGAGGACGUGUUUGGGGCUGAAGUAGCUAUUUUAAUUGGUGCCGGUAUCGGUGUCACCCCCUUCGCCUCCAUCCUUAAGCAUAUUUGGUACAGGCAGAAGAAGGGCAAACUGGGUUCCCUGCGUCGGGUUGAAUUCUUCUGGGUUUGUCGAGAUGCACCUUCGUUUGGUUGGUUCCAGUCCUUGCUUCAGGAAGUCGAGGCUGCCCAAGCUGAUCGUGAGUUGCACGUUUUGGCUGCCAAUUUUUUGCGUAUCAACGUGUACCUGACGCAGAAGAUCAGCGAAGACAUGCUUUGGAACAUCGCUGUCAAUGACGCUGGUGCUGAAUAUGAUCCCCUCACCCUCUUACGCUCGCGCACGAUGUUUGGACGCCCCGAUUGGAUGACUAUCUUUGGACAAAUGAAGCAAGCAAUUGAGGGAGGACAAUAUCUUCCUGGAAGCACGUCCCAGUUAAAAACCAAAGUUGCUACAUAUUUCUGCGGACCUGGUGCGCUUGCUAAGGCGAUCAAGGAUGCUACUGUCUCCCACACCAACUCCAAUGUUGAGUUCACUUUUGCAAAGGAACAUUUCUGA